Raphanus sativus (radish) is the source of this 1197-nucleotide messenger RNA. RefSeq names its product putative F-box protein At3g23960. Gene Ontology annotation, molecular function: protein binding. NCBI's taxonomy places the organism in Eukaryota, Viridiplantae, Streptophyta, Magnoliopsida, Brassicales, Brassicaceae. The record is from RefSeq and is a predicted model, not a curated record.
UUUUCAGUUUACAAGGGAGUAUCUAGGGUUUCAAAGCACUAUUUGCGAUGAAAACAUCCCGACGCAACACACAAUCUCCGGUCUCAGUUGGAAACUCAGAGACGAUCCCUAUUGAUCUCAUCAUCGAAAUACUCUUGAGGUUGCCGGCGAAGUGGAUACCUAAAUGUUGCUGUGUAUCCAAGUCUUGGGCUUACGUACUCGGCCGUGAAUAUUUCACGGAGCUUUUCAUCACCAGGUCUCGAGCUCGUCCGCAUAUCUUGCUCUCUUGCAUAGAAAACAGUGAAGAGUCGUUGUUAUUCUCGAUACCUCAAGUCCAAAAGCCAGAUGUUAUAGCCGCCAAUUAUAUUAUGAGGUUGCCUUCUACACAUUACUCUGAAAAUAUUGGUUCUCUCUGCGGUUUAGUCUGUUUUACACAUCUUAAGUCUCGUAAAAAGCCGGUGAUAUGUAACCCUAGCACAAGACAAUUCUUAACUUUACCCCACGUGAAGACCAAGAGUGUUGUGGUGAACAGUUUUCUUGGGUUUGAUCCAAUUGAUAAACAAUUCAAGAUAUUGUCCAUGACCUCGAGGACUCAUAUAAAUUGUGAAGAGUAUCAAGUUCUGACUUUAGGGACUAAGAAAAAGAUGUCUUGGAGAAUGAUCGAAUGUUGCAUACCCCAUUCUUAUGUUCAAAAUGAUGGGAUAUGCAUCGAUGGUGUUAUAUAUUAUGUAACUAUGGCCAAUUGGCGUCCAAGGGCUAUUAGUAUAAUUUGCUUUGAUAUUAGGUCUGAGAAGUUCAAAGUUAUUAAUAAAGCUAACGAGAUGUCACUAUGGAGUUUAUCAACUCUUGUAAAUUACAAGGGUACAUUAGGUGCUCUUUUGUCUGAAGGGUGCGCCAAAGUUACCAGAGAAACUAAAUGUUUUGAGCUGUGGGUUUUAGUAGAUGCUGAUAAACAUGAAUGGUCGAAGCAUAUAUCCAUUUCGCUGCCCCUGUUGUGGAAGGAUAUAGUUGCAGAGGUCAGGAUAUAUUUUGUUGGAGUGACUGGUACAGAUGAAAUCGUGUUGUCGCCAUGCUAUUUAUCUUGUUUAUCCUAGCCUUAUUGUUUCCAUGUUUACUACUACAACAUCGAGAGCAAUAUAAUCAGAAGAGUUGAAAUCCAAGGAAUGAAUGCGUUUAGGGAUUGUAAAAUUCGCCUCUCUCUAAACCAUGUAGAGGACG